This is a messenger RNA of Cryptomeria japonica (Japanese cedar), 3489 nucleotides long. RefSeq names its product U-box domain-containing protein 13. NCBI's taxonomy places the organism in Eukaryota, Viridiplantae, Streptophyta, Pinopsida, Cupressales, Cupressaceae. The coding region runs from base 1619 to 3028 and encodes 469 amino acids. Gene Ontology annotation, molecular function: protein binding. The transcript has 3 exons. The record is from RefSeq and is a predicted model, not a curated record.
AGAAGAUAUAUAAUUGUAAGUUCUUAUCCUCCAAUAAAGGAUAUUGAUUCUCUGAGAAAAUUCUCAAACUUUUUAAGAAGAGAUAUUUACAUACUGGGUAUCAAAGCUUUAGGUCAUAUGUGGACAUAUAUUUUAGUUUAGGCUGCCUCAGCAACCAGGGUGGCAAGAAAAUAUAAUAUGUUUAAUGUUAAUACCAAAGUGUACAAUCUAGUAGGCAGUAACAGACAGAGAUAUGUAUAAAAGAUAAAGUGGGACAUGGGUGGGAUAGUUUAAAUGGGUGUUGAACGUGGGAUGUCUGGCUUGACAGUGGCAACCCUGAUAGUGCUUGCCAUGCACUUCUCAUUUUACCAUUUUUAAAGUCCUCGUAAUCAGCGGCAAAUCACUGACUUUUGAUUGCAAAAGAGUCAAUGGAAUAGCUAUAGCCAUACCCACCAAAGAUACCAGAGUUUAUAUAUAAUAUAUAUCAUUAAUAUGCAUGUGAAGGAAGCAGAGACAUAGGAGCGGGAUGCUCUGAGAACCUAAUGUUCUGGCAUGUCAUUUGGAGGGUGCCUUGUAAGGCCCUUGUCCUUUGAAUUAAGUGCACCAAAUUCUUUAUAUCCUUUGCCAACAAAUCUGCAGGUUUUUGUCUAUGUAUGAGUUUUAAGGUUGGGAUUUCUUUUAUUGAAUCAAGGGCUAGGUUUUUAUUGAUUUUUUUAACUUGUGGGUUCCCGCCAAAGUUCUCAUAUCUGAUCUAUUUCGGGAAGGAGUUGCCAUGGGCGGACAGUCCGCUACUGUGUCUUGGUCUCCUGCCAUGUAGCAUGGCAGUUGCUUCGCAGAAGAGCCCUAGAACAGCUGUCUUUAGCUCUUCACGUAGUGAGAAUCUAAUUUUUAUCUUUUGGGGUUUUAUAAUCAUUGAGUACAUAUCCUUGUCUUUGUAACAAACCCAUCAACUGCAGAGUUAAUGAAUUGAUCAAAUUAGUAGGUGUCAGGUACAAGAGUUUUGCAGUUGGAGAGUUGGGGUUUGAUGCGAAAUUUGAGCAAAAAGGCUUUAAAAUGAUUCUGUAGGAAUACAUCUUCUCUGUUAGAGCCUUGGAGGGCAAUAAGAAACGGUUCACAACCACUUGAUUUUCUGGCGGGUGCCUAUAAUUAACUCUCUGAGGGUUACAAGACUUUCCCUGAAAUUUAUUCAGUAAAUUUAUGAUCUUCUCUUUGUACCAUACCCGUAUGUUAGUGAGCUUGGGAAUAGGUGUCCUGCAUCAGAAACAAUCGGGGAAGUGUUUAAUUCCGCCGUGUAACACUGCAGCUAGGUGAUUCUGGAGGUCUAGGAUUCAAAUCAUGCUUUGCUAAAAAAAUUGAGGCAGCACCAACUUGGGUAGCCCAAACCCUCUUGCUGGGUAAGUAGAGGUUAGACUAUUGGGCUUCUACAGGUUAUUAAAUUGAGGUGAUUUCUCCUGCAAUCAGGUGGAGAAUUUCGACAGGGUCCAUCACCAACAAUAAAUAAACAGUAUUGAGGUUAUUGUGCAUAAUUUCUGGUAUAAACUGUGUGAAUUUAUUUCCUCAACGUUCGGGAUCAAACUCCAUGAUCCAGUAUUGAGGUUCUUGGAGCAAUUUGUUUGUCAGGUGAGAUUGGCGCUGUCAGAUGGGUGUGGCAGAAGAGGGUGGUCUAAAAGUAGGUGGCAGAGAUUCAGGUCCUUCUCCAUGGGCAAGAUCCUAUUUAAAGCUCAACUUUUUCUCAAGACUCUUUAGGCUGAUAAAGAGCAAGAAGAGAAAAAGUAACAACCAUCAAGUGAUGAGUGUAACAGAGACAUCAUCCACGCUAGACUUUGAUAAUCAAGGAGAUCCCAAGGAAGUUGAUACAAGGAUGGGAGUUGAGGAACAGAGGAAACAGAAGGAUAGCUCAUCUGGUGAGACUUGCAGUAUUAUUGAUUGGGAAGAGAGCAAGAGUCAAGGUUCAAACCUCAGACAAGCAGUUACUCAGGUGCACUUUGGCAGCCCUGAUGAAAAGUGGAAGGCUGCUGAUGAAAUUCAGCGAUUGGCUAAAGAGAAUGCCAAGACUCGAAAGUGCCUUGCUGUCUUAGGGGUGAUACCAUCCCUGGUGGCUAUGUUAGACUCCUCUGUUCCUGAACACUGUCAUUCUGCAUUGCAAGCCCUCAUUGAACUCGCCAAUGGAAGUUACACAAACAAGGGCUUGAUAGUUGAGGCUAGAGCAGUGGAUAAGCUAGCACAGCUCAUAGCCACAUCUGAUUCAGAGAUGCAGGAGCGAAUUGCCAUUCUCCUUCUGGCAGUUUCAGCUCUUGACAAGAAUAAGUCCAUACUAGGGUCCUCUGGUGUGCUCCCUGAAUUGAUAUCCAUGCUGGAAUCUGGCACUGAUCAAGGAAAGAUGGCUUCUCUAGCUGCCCUCUACAAUUUAUCUACUUGCCUGGAAAAUGUUGAGAGCAUGGUAGCAAAUGGAGCAGUGCAGCCCCUGUUGAAGAUGUCAGAGUCCUCUAAGACAGGGGAAAGAGCCCUUGCAAUCCUGGGGAAUUUGGUGGUGACUGAAUCUGGAAGAAAGGCAGUGGAAAGUGGAAUAAACAUGCCCAAAGGUUUGAUUGAUAUCCUGGGUUGGGAAAAAUGUCCCAAAUGCCAGGAAUUGGCUGCCUAUAUACUGAUGCUUUUGGCACACCGUAGCUUGAUUCAGAGGAAGGCCAUGAUGCGAGAAGGCAUAGUCCCUGUGCUAUUAGAGCUUGCAUUGUUGGGAAGUACACUUGCUCAAAAGAGAGCUAUGAGAAUUUUGCAUUGUCUAAGAGAUGACAAGCGUGGGGUUACAAUGCCCGUUUCUGGUCCAGUGACUGCUAGAGUGUGGGAUGCAAAAAGGCAAUUGAGUUCUCCAGAUGAUAUGACUGAGAUGACGUUGCACAAGAGGGCUGUAACAAACAUGGUUAGGCAGAGCUUGCAAAGGAACAUGGAUCACAUUGUUGAACGGGCCAAUAUGCCCACAACAUUUGUUGAUUCUUCCACUAGACUGAAAUCUUUGAUAUGCAGUUCGAGUUCAAAAAGCCUUCCCUACUAAUAAUCGGAAUGUCUCACAUUCUUACAUUUCCUUAAUGUAUAAAGUUUAUCGGAGCAACAAUAUUUGGAUAAAGAUAACUUUAUCAUAGCAAAAACAUUUGAAUUGCAGGACUUUUGUCUUCAUAAAGAAAUUCUGCAUCGGGGCUAGGCCUGAUUUAGUGGAUUAUGCGAUGUUUUAAGAAUUGUAACUGCCUCCUUGAUAGUGAUUUACUGGACCCUAAUACGUGACUGCACUAGCUGGUUUCUCAGGAGAUAAAAGCUGCAAAAUAUCAUCCAAGUAUUUGAACAUUGUUGUCAGAAGGUUGGGUUUUUUAAUUUCCAGAAGAAGAAUGCACUUAAGUGGUUGAGAGUAGGUUUCCAUGUCAGAAGCAUUUAGUUUGUUUGUGUAUAAUCCAGUAAAUGUAUAUUUACACUGUUACAGCGGAUGUAUGAAAGAGGUCAUGCAAGACCGAUUCAUGAUGA